CACACACACACACACACACACACACACACACUCCCUCUCUCUCUCACACACACACACACACACACACUCUCUCUCUCUCUCUCUCUCGCUCGCUCGCUCCCGUGCUUUUCGCUGCGAGUAGCGUGGCACGCUUGUUCAGAAAUCGUCUUGCUGUUCUUGGCCAUCUCUCUCUCCACCAUUUGCGCGAUCCCUUACCUUCGUUCACUCUCUCCCCGUUGUUUCUCCCUCCCUCGCGCGCACAAGAUCCCAUAUUCCCCCUUUCGUAUUGUCUCUUCUCCGCGCUCGUGUUCUAUACAGUUCCUCUCCGUCCCUUUCGCGCGGCUAUCUUCAUCGCUGCGCCUUCUGGUGCUUCUUCCUCCGCGUUUUUCCAAACCUCUUUCCCUUGCCGUCUCUACUCGCCUCCCUCCUCCUCCUCCUCUGUCGGUCUUGCUCUCUCUCCUGUGUCAUCCCACUUCUGUCUCGCGGGUGUUGACACGUCCAGGAGCAGUACUCUGCCUGGCCAUCAUCGGUUAUCCUCGUCGUCAUCAUCGCUUCUGUGGCAGUCAUGUCUGAAGCAGUUAGCACCACGACGGCUCUCGACAAGACACGCCUCCAUGUCGCGUUGCUUGUUCUUUACUUGGGAAAGGCAGAGACACGCGAUAAGAUAUGUCGAGCAAUCCAGUACGGGUCUAAGUUCAUUAGCCAGGGAAAAGCAGGGACAGCUCAGAAUGUGGACAAGAGCACCAGCUUGGCGCGCAAGGUCUUCCGUCUACUCAAGUCCGUCAAUGAGAUUCAAGCGCUCUUGACACCUGCAUCGAAGUCGACACCAUUACCGCUCGUUCUCCUUGGGAGGAUAAAGAGCUGUUUGAUUGCAACGUUUCUGGGGCUUGAUCAGAUAGUUUGGCUUGGCAGAAGUGGGAUAUACAAGAACAAGGAGCGGACUGAUCAGAUCGCAAAAAUUUCCCUCUACUGCUGGAUGGCAGGAACUUUUUGCACGUUCAUUAUAGAAUUGUACCCGCCAGCAUCGGCAGUCAAGGGCAAAGGCGACUGAGGAAGUCAAGCCAAGGAUGUAGUACCGAUGUACACAAGUGAGGAGCAAGCAAUGAAUGAUCGUCAGUUAAUGCUACGGAUUGAGCGGUCAGGUAGGCGGUGAGCGAUCGGAUUGCGGAGUUUCUCGGUCGGUAUGGAGCGGCACAUGAUGGAGCCUCGAUGUGCACAUGAACUCUUGUCUGCUCGCCUUCCUGCUGGCAGACAAAGGGCCUUCCCAAUAUGCUGGAUGCCACCACAGCAUACAAAGAGAUUGGGGGUGAGUAACGAAGGAGAGGAGGGAAGGAGAGGGGCUGGGGAGUGUGUGUGUGUGGUGGGGGAGGGGGAGGGGGAGGGGGAGCGUGGAAGAAGGGGGCGAGCGUAGGGAGCGUGAUGACGGUAAAUGUCUCUGUACAAUUGUGUAGAAUGAUGGUAGGAUUCUGAUCUCGUACGGUAGUUUCUUUCUCUACCGGGCAUGAGAGGUUCUAGCUCUUUUGUCCAGUAAAGAGAGUUUCCUCUGGCUGGAAAGGUUUCCCAACCUUUCGGUUGAAUCAUUGAAAUGUGAUUCAACCGAGCGAAAAAUAGGUUCUUGCUUUCUUGCGUUUAUAGAGGAAACGAGUUUUCAUUUCCCGUCUUUUCCACUGCCUUUUUGGUGUCGAGGCCUUUCUAUGCUGUAGUUUCAAAGCCUCCUCACACAGAGAGAACGUCCCGACGCAUUUGCUUUGCAGUGGUUGUGCAUCCUUGUUCGUGAUGAUGUGAUCAUGAUGGCGACGGCGAUGAUGAGAUUAUGUGUUUUUUCCUAUCUAUUUUGACAUUGAAAAUACCACACUUUGUUGUUCGAGCGUCUGAACCGCAGCAGCGAAGGCGAAAGGAUGCUAUCAGGUGCAUCACAGAUCCCAAUUUCCAAUGGCAAGAGAUGCUAUCGGGUGUGUAAGUUCGGGGGUAUAUUUUUUUUGUCCGUGGAUGGGUUUGAUCGACUUCGAUGCCUCUCCUCACCAUCUUGGAAUGUAGUCUUUGCGUUGGCUCACUUCUCACACCGUUCUUGCAUGCGCUCUAAAAUUC
Messenger RNA from Chara braunii, 2067 nucleotides. NCBI's taxonomy places the organism in Eukaryota, Viridiplantae, Streptophyta, Charophyceae, Charales, Characeae. The record is from the annotation of a GenBank genome assembly.